Molecule: messenger RNA, 1534 nt
Organism: Athalia rosae (coleseed sawfly)
Lineage: Eukaryota; Metazoa; Arthropoda; Insecta; Hymenoptera; Athaliidae
Gene: THG
Product: probable tRNA(His) guanylyltransferase
Exons: 3
Coding region: 141-1241 (366 amino acids)
Biological process (GO): tRNA modification
Molecular function (GO): magnesium ion binding; tRNA guanylyltransferase activity
Source: RefSeq, a predicted model, not a curated record
GUUAGGCACCUGAAAUCGCGCGUUUCGCGGCUUCGCAUAACCUAGAAUUCCGGGAGGAAUCGAAGAUGCGCCGCGGCGACAUAACCGUUCCAAACAAUGACAACUGACAAUAAUACGAAGGUAAACAAUAAAAGUCACGGAUGAAACCGACACUCUUCACCAGCGUUAUUCGUCCCAGUACGCAAAUGGUUAUAAACAAACCCCUGAGUCUGACUGCAUUAACCAUGGCAAAAAGUAAGUACGAGUACGUCAAGGAUUUUGAGGUCGAAGAUAAGUGCCUGCCGAACUGUUGGAUCGUCGUCCGUAUCGAUGGUAGAGGUUUCUCAAAGUUUGCUGAUGCCCAUCAAUUCGUCAAACCAAACGACAUAGCUGCCUUGGAGUUAAUGAACCGGGCUGCUGUUGCCGUGAUGGAGGAUUUUAGAGAAAUCGUCCUUUCCUAUGGUCAAAGUGAUGAAUACUCAUUUGUAUUCAGGAAAGACACGCAGCUCUUCAAGCGUCGAGGUUCAAAGCUGAUGUCCAACGUCAAUUCUCUAUUCACCUCUGCUUAUGUCUAUCAUUGGCCAAGGUUCUUUCGUGGCAGAGAACUUCACUACCCACCUUCUUUCGAUGCCCGAGUCGUGCUUUACCCGACCGAUAAGAAUCUGAGAGACUAUCUCGCCUGGCGCCAAGCCGAUGUGCAUGUGAACAAUUUGUACAACACAUGUUUUUGGAAUCUCGUGCUCAAGAAGAAAAUGACUCCUACCCAAGCAGAGGAGAAGUUGAGAGGAACACUUGCUGCGCACAAGAAUGAAUUAUUAUUUCAAGAAUUUGGGAUAAAUUACAACAACGAGCCACCCACAUUCAGAAAGGGAACGACUCUAGUGCGUAAACUUGUGCCUGAUGGAAACGGUAGACUGAAACCUCUAGUUGUGGCUUUGGUGGACGAUAUAAUAGGUGAUAGAUUCUGGAAAGAGAAUCCCGAGGUGAUAGGACUCAAGAGCUUGGCAACUUUCCAGCCAUCCAGCGUUCCAAGCAGCGCCCCUCUUCCUUCUCCAGUGGGGCUUGUAGUGCAUCCAGGCCACGUUGCGCACCGUCAAAUGAAUAACAAGUCGCCAGCUGUAACCGGACGUCCGAAUGCUCUAAAUGCCCUCAAUGCGUUGAACGCAACUGCUGAGGACGGUAAUGUAGAGAGAAUUCAGGAUAUGGAUAAACAUAAAAUGCAGUGCGACCAACCCGAGAGUGACAGGAGUCGUUCUAAGUAAUAACUUAUUUAAUUCGCCCCAGCGAAGACGGAUUUCCCGUCCAUUUCCGUUUGCCGUUAUUUUUCGCGGGUUUUUUUUCGCACGGCAGCAUCAGAGUAAUUUUCGGUGAGACAGAAUUUAUACGAUAACAAUUGGCUGGAGACGCAUGGUGACAAAAAAUGCCAAAUCGGAAACGCGUUCCUACGCGGGGUAUUAUGUAAAGAACGAUGAUUAUGCGAGAGAUUAUAUGAGAUAUUUUCCAGCAGCCUUGAUUAUGAAUGCGAAAGAUAGAAAUAAAGUGAACUUGAAAAUAA